AUCUUCUGCACAACCUCUCGGACUCUCGGACCCUUGGUUUUAAGUCCCUUCCACUGUACGCCCACGUUUGCUGUAGCCGUCCAGCUUUAGUCGGGGAACCAUGUUUCUAUCACUCCUUGAACGUCUCACGUUUUAAAGGACCCAUAGGUCUUCGCCAUACGAGUACUGCGCGCACUCAAUCUGCUAGGCCACCUCCAAUCCUUGAAUCGCUGGCGCGCUGUUGUAAUGUCAUGUCACGUCGGCAGCUUUCGCGAAACAUCUGCGCAGGUUUUUGGCUCCAUAGCGGUGGUUUCACUUUCGGAUGCUCGAGCCAAUCAUCGCCGUCUGCCCACGAGGCUCAUCCUUAUGAACGUUUUGGCUUCACUCAAAUUAAAGAUCUCCACUGAUGUUUUAAACGAUGUCGCGAACGACAUGCAAUACAUCCACGCUUCAGUAUGGGCCGGGGUGGCUUCUUCCGCAUCCACAUCCACCUUGAACCGUCCCGUAUCCCGGCUGUCGCUUCGAUCAAACAUAACUGUCGCCGUUCUGGGAUACACCGCGUUGACACUGCGUUCAUGUCCUUCCACUCUCGACGUCGGAUAUUCUCCAACGAUUCGCUCGCUUCUCAGAGCGGGAAUGCCGUCGCGCUGCCUUCUAUCAACGAUGACAUGACCAUCGAGCUUAUAGAUUCCGCGGCCGGACGGCUGACAGGUGUACUUAGAAAUGAUUUUGCAGCAAGGGAUCAACACUAAAGGGUCGACGUUACCGGAGCCUCGACCUGCGUCUCCUCGAGGACAUCCUACUCGUCUUCAGGAAGCUCUUCGAAACAGUUGGUUUUCGAGGCCGGACCGAAUCAGUCGAUGAGUUCGCCAAACCGCCUCAGGUCUAGCAGAACACGUCAUAAGUAUUCGGAGUAUAUACAAUUACUUUGGGGUGCAUUCAUGGUUCCUUGAGAUUUCUUCCGCUAGAGUACUCAUCACAUUAUCAUAGGUUUUGUCUCAAUUAUAGGUUACAGACUAUCGUCCUAUGCCGGUGCUACAAC
This is a messenger RNA of Coniophora puteana RWD-64-598 SS2, 1021 nucleotides long. RefSeq lists its product as uncharacterized. The transcript has a single exon. NCBI's taxonomy places the organism in Eukaryota, Fungi, Basidiomycota, Agaricomycetes, Boletales, Coniophoraceae. The coding region runs from base 226 to 651 and encodes 141 amino acids. The record is from RefSeq and is a predicted model, not a curated record.